CGAAAAUAUAUUAACGUCAACUUUGGUGUUGCCUUAUCAAAACAUGAAUCUUUAAUUUUAUUUUAUUCAUAAUUUUUGUAUUUUAUUUAUUUUAAACAUCAAUAAGAAAUGCUUAUCCACUAGGAGUAAUACGACACAAUGACUGGAAAAUGAUUACUCAAAGCAAUUUAAAGCUUUUCCUCAUUUUUGGGCUGUCUAUGUGCAUUAGUGGUUUGGUGCUUCUUAGUAUUUUACCUUUAAAUUCCGACUGCAAUUGCCCAGAUGUCUACAACUCAUUGGCAUCAAAAGAAGAUAUUCCUAGUGACACACUCACAAUCAAUCCCGCAUCAAGUCAUAAACUGGCCAUUCUCGUUCCGUUCAGGGACCGUUUCGACGAACUGCUUAAAUUUGUGCCACAUAUAACUGAUUUCCUGCGGCGACAGAAGGUCAACCAUCAUGUUUUUGUUCUGAAUCAAGUCGACAGAUACAGAUUCAAUCGUGCUUCUCUCAUCAAUGUGGGAUUCCUGUUCACAAAAUUGGAUUUCGACCAUAUUGCCAUGCACGAUGUCGAUCUGCUUCCCCUAAACGACAAGCUUAAAUACAAGUUCCCCGACAAGGGACCUCAUCAUAUCGCCUCACCCGAAUUCCAUCCCAAGUACCACUAUGAAACAUUUGUUGGUGGCGUUCUGCUGGUUAGGCGGGAACACUUCCAAUUAAUGAAUGGCAUGUCCAAUCGGUACUGGGGAUGGGGUCUCGAAGAUGACGAGUUCUAUGUUCGGAUUAAAGACGCCGAAUUAGAAGUCACGAGACCCAAGAACAUAGGAACCGGAGUCAAUGACACAUUUCAACACAUCCACAACAGACUACACCGGAAACGAGAUACUCAAAAGUGCUUCAACCAGAAGGAAGUUACUCGCAAAAGAGACCGACAGACGGGACUCGAUACGCUACAAUACAACAUAAGCGGGGUCAACAGUUUGACCAUCAAUGGGAUUCCCGUGACGAUUGUGAACAUUGCCCUACAUUGUGACAUGAAAUUAACCCCUUGGUGCGAUUGUUCAGGAACUGCGAGUGCAGCUAUUGCCCCCUCAUGACGAUAAAUCACAAAAGAAAAUAAAUAAUUUGAUAGUUAUAAAUGGA
Messenger RNA from Eupeodes corollae, 1119 nucleotides. RefSeq names its product beta-1,4-galactosyltransferase 7 (gene beta4GalT7). Gene Ontology annotation, biological process: proteoglycan biosynthetic process; carbohydrate metabolic process. The transcript has 3 exons. Lineage: Eukaryota; Metazoa; Arthropoda; Insecta; Diptera; Syrphidae. Gene Ontology annotation, molecular function: xylosylprotein 4-beta-galactosyltransferase activity. The record is from RefSeq and is a predicted model, not a curated record. The coding region runs from base 150 to 1073 and encodes 307 amino acids.